Molecule: messenger RNA, 896 nt
Organism: Neltuma alba
Lineage: Eukaryota; Viridiplantae; Streptophyta; Magnoliopsida; Fabales; Fabaceae
Product: monosaccharide-sensing protein 2-like
Exons: 3
Coding region: 4-744 (246 amino acids)
Biological process (GO): transmembrane transport
Cellular component (GO): membrane
Molecular function (GO): transmembrane transporter activity
Source: RefSeq, a predicted model, not a curated record
GCCAUGAAUGAUAUAAAUACUGUUAAACCCAAUGCUUGGACACCCGGCGUCAGGCGUGCCUUGGUUGUUGGAAUUGGACUUCAAGUUCUUCAGCAGGCCGCUGGCAUAAAUGGGUUUCUGUACUAUGGACCUCAAGUUCUUGAGAAGGCAGGAAUAGGCGCUCUUCUCGCCAAUUUGGGCUUUUCUGCAACAUCUGCCUCGUUACUUGUUAAUGUCGUCAUCACAUUCUGCAUGCUUCCUUGUAUAGGUAUUUCCAUGAAGCUCAUGGACAUUGCGGGCAGAAGGUCAAUAAUGCUGUACACAGUGCCCAUUCUGAUAGUGUGUCUGGUGGUCCUCGUGGUACGUGACUACAUGCGCCUAAGUUCUGUGGUGAACGCAGCGAUAACUGCUCUGAGUGUAAUAGUGUACGAGAGCGUAUUCUGCAUGGGAUUUGGAGUGAUUCCCAACAUCAUGUGUGCAGAAAUCUUCCCUACCAGUGUUCGAGGAAUCUGCAUUUCUAUAUGUUGUGUUUCGUUCUGGAUCUCAACCUUGAUCCUCACUUCUGUUUUCCCUUCGUUGCUUCAAUUGGUUGGUCUUUCUGGUGUGUUUGGAAUGUUUGUUGUUGGGUGCAUCGUGUCUUGGCUCUUUGUUUACUUCAAAGUCCCUGAAACUAAAGGCAUGCCUCUGGAAGUCAUCACUGAGUUCUUCGCCAUUGGUGCUAGCCCUAGUUCUGAUAUUUCUACUUUUGCUGGAACCGGAAACUGAACUCGUCCAGUUCAUCGUGUGAGUGUGUCGUUUGAUUGAGAAGAGUGAUGUACGUAAUCUUCUUUUCUUUCCGUAACUGUACAAGGCACAAUUGAUCUAUGUAUACAUAUAUGACUCGACAUCUGAUGAUGAAGUUUUUUGGAACAUUGGUA